AGUAUAAUUUAGAAAUAAAAACGACAUCAUAAAAAUUGUGACAGAAUCCCUUUAAGUUAGCGUGGGCAGCAGACAGGGGCACAACGCAAAGCCUACCACUGGCUAGAAUUAUUUUCAAGGGCACCUGCAUUAAUAGAAUAUACAGGGAUAUACUGUAUAUAAUCAUCAGUGGGUAACUAGAUGCUACAUGCCCAACAGCAAAUUCAAUUUAGGGCCCCAAAGUAUUGAGUUUAACUUGCCUCAGGCGGCAAAGCCCCACUAGGUACCAGGGGCGGCAGAAAUGCCACUCCUGGUAAUUUAAGAGCCAGAACCUUCUGAAGGCCAGAAGGUUAAUCGUCUCUUCUAGCACAAAGAGCACAAUUAUGCUCUCUGCUCUAGUGUCCUGGACCUCUCCGCCACCCUCGUGGGGCGGCAGGAACACAAAGCUGCCUCAGACGGCGGAGGGUCCAGGAUUACUAUUGCUACCAAGAUAAAUUCAAAUUGCUCAUUAAUUAGUAGGGAUGCCCUGAAUCCACUAUUUUGGAUUUGGCCAAACCCCCAAAUCCAGCAGAACACUGAUCGAAAUCCUACUUUGUAAAUGCAAAAUAGGUAGUGGGAAGGGGAAAACAUUUUGUACUUCCUUGUUUUGUGACAAAAAGUCUCCCAAAUUUCCCUCCCCUAUACAAAUUCGGAUUCCGUCUGGCCAGGUAGAAGGAUUCGGCUGAAUCCUGCUGAAAAAGGCUGAAUCCUGGCAAACCAGAUUCGGUGCAUCCCUAUUAAUUAGGGCCUCACUGGGGCCCCUAAACUCCUGGGCCCCCCUUCAACCGCAGGGUCUGUUUCCUCUGUAGUUAUGCCCCUGAUAAUCAUAUGCAAUCAUAGAUAGGAAUACAAAAACACGCAUUUAAUUGCAAAGUUCUAAUAGACAAGAGAAAAGCGGAACCUGUCCCAUAGAGCUUACAAUCUAAAAUGCUGCAGUCCGGUUCCUGUCUGUAAUAAAUCCCCAAAUUUCCCCUAUAUAACCAUAUAUCCCCUAUAUAACCAUAUUUCACCUCUAUAACCAUAUUUUCCCUAUAUAACCGUAUUUCAAGCCACUGCUCUGAUCAUUUGGAGGAAAGCCUCCCAGUCAAUGGCUGCGUCGCUGAGAUAGUCGCACAGUGCAUCUGGCGGGGAUUUAUUAAAAGGCUGAGACGUCUGUGUGACCUUCGGGGGUGACAGUGUAGGAGAUGAGUGAGGGGAGGGUGCGAUAGUAGUGCUUGGGGAACAGCUGAGAUACCAAAAUAGGAUGAGCUUUUCCCUCCCCCUCCGCACAAGCAGCCCGAUCCAUUGCAAUUCCCUGCGCGCCGCUGCUGCUGCUCAUUCCAAAGAUGGGCAUCGAGGAGGAGGCGCUGCAUCCAGCGCUACUGGAUUGUUUCUGAGGCUCCCUCUUUGCGCGCAGCGCUGACACUUCCAGCCUGGGACACAUCAAUGUGCAGCAAUGUCACUAAAGGACCAGGACGAUUACUGCUUUGUUUACAAGGAUGCCUCUCACCACGUGGAUUUCCUGGAGUCCUUCAGGACAUUUUACAAAGAAGGUCUGUUCACAGAUGUCACCUUGGUGAGUUCUUCAGGGGAGAUCUUCCACUGUCAUAAAGCUGCCUUGGCCGCCUGCAGUCAUUAUUUCAAAGUGAUGUUCACGGCGGAUAUGAAGGAAAAGUCUAAGAACCAAAUCAAGCUUUCUGGCAUUGACCAUAGAAUCCUUGAUGCUCUGCUGAACUAUGCCUACACAUCACAGAUCAAAAUUACGGCUAGAAAUGUGCAGAGCCUUCUUCAGGCAUCUGACCAGCUCCGCUUUGUCUCAGUAAAAGAGGCAUGCGAACAGUUCCUGGUGAGGCACCUUGAUAUCGUCAACUGCCUAGGGAUGCAUGCUUUUGCUGAAUUCCAUGUUUGCCCGAGUUUGGAAAAGGAGGCCAGAAGGUUAAUCGUCUCUCGAUUUGAGGAAGUGUGGACACAAGAUGAAUUUGUGGAACUCAGUUUUGAGAAAAUUUUGUAUAUUUUUUCCCAAAAUAGCCUCAACGUUGGAAAAGAGGAAGCUCUUCUAAGUCCACUGGUUCGGUGGGUAGCCCAUGAUACCCAAAAACGAAUUGAAUUUAUUCACGACCUACUGGGGUGCAUUAAGAUCAAUAUAGAUGAUAUUUAUUUCAGGACGUCCCUAGAGCUGCACAAGAAACAUCUAUUGAAUGAAAAUAGAAUACAGUCUUUGCUCUACUACUCUUUAAGGCCCCAAGCACAAGAAGUUUCCAAGAGGUCUACAGCCAACAUGUUUGUGGUUGGAGGUUAUUAUUGGCACCCCCUAUCAGAAGUGCAAGUGUGGGAUCCAGCCAGUGAUAACUGGAUUCAGGGGGCAGAUAUGCCAGACCACACCAGGGAAAGUUACAGUGCCACAUCUUUAGGUCCAAACAUUUAUAUCACUGGAGGGUACAGAACUGAUAACAUAGAAGCACUGAACACUGUGUGGAUUUACAACGUUGAAAGGGAUGAAUGGACAGAAGGGUGUCAUAUGCUCCAAGCGCGAUAUUACCACUGCUCAGUUACCCUAGGUGGGUGUGUUUAUGCACUGGGAGGGUAUAGAAAAGGAGCUCCUUCCCAGGAAGCUGAAUUCUAUGACCCACUAAAGAAGAUCUGGAUCCCCAUUGCUAACAUGAUAAAAGGUGUUGGAAAUGCGACCGCAUGCGUAUUGCGAGAUGUCGUUUAUGUGAGUGGAGGCCAUUAUGGCUACCGGGGCAGCUGUACUUAUGACAAAAUCCAGAGCUUUCAUGCAGACAUCAAUGAAUGGAGUGUUUUAACGGUUUGCCCACAUCCAGAGUAUGGGCUGUGUUCCAUUGCUUUACAAAAUAAGCUUUACUUGGUGGGAGGACAGACUACCACGACAGACUGCUACGAUCUGGAGAGCAAUGAGUGGACAGAGAAAUCUCCCACCCUGGAGCGCAGAAUGGAAUGUGGAGCUGUGGUCAUGAAUGGAUUUAUAUACAUCACAGGAGGUUACUCAUAUUCUAAAGGCACCUACCUCCAGAGUAUAGAGAGAUACAUUCCUGACCUGGACAAAUGGGAGUUAGUGGGAAACCUUCCUAGCCCAAUGCGAUCUCAUGGAUGUGUCUGUGUGUACAAUGUAUAGCAGGAAACAGAACACUCUUGAAGUUCAGUCUCACAGAAAUGUGCUAGAGAAGACUUCACCUGCUGAACUGGCAAUAUUGCUUUCAGUCCAAGACUCAAGGAGAAAAUCAAUAAUUGCAUAUUGUAAGAUCUUUAAAUAAUUGUUGGAUAUUUUUAUUAUUUGUAUCAAGUACAGCAAAUCUCUUCCCCCACGAGGUGCUCCAGGUUACAAAAAAAAAAUUUACAAGCACAGUUAUGGAAAUCGCCCAUUAUAUAUAUAUUUCUAUACAAUGUUAUUUAAAUAUAAUAUUUAAAUAACAUUGUAUAGAAAUCCCUGUUAAUUUUAAUCAUUUGUUUAAAGAAAAUGAAUGUUUCUCAGUAACAUAUAGUAAUGUUUUUAAGGGAAAUAUAAAUCCAAAAAGAAAAACAAAAAAAAAAUUAAUGUUAAAUUGUUCAGAGAGCUUUGUUAAGCACUUUUUUCUAAUAUUCAAAGUGGCAGUUUUUAAACCGCUAAUAUAAUGAAUUUAAACAAUAGUACCACCCGCUGGUCCGUUUGGCAGACUGGCUACAAUCAGCUAAGAAUGAAUUUCCCCAGAAAAUAAACAUUUUGCAUCUAAGCCAUAAAUAUUAUAUAACAAAAAAUAAGGUGGGUGGCAGUUCCAGAUUUGGGUAAAAGCUGAAGUUUACUAACUUACAUUAAAAUAUAGGAUUAGAGCCUUUUCUAUUUGUAUAAAUGAGCAGAAAAAGUAGGAAAUACAGGAAAUUAUUUUUCAACCGCCUAAAGCCAACCUGCCAAGAUUAAAAAUUGCUAAUAUCCUAAAAACUAGAAAAAAAGAGGGGUUUGAGGGCUUAUAUUUCCCAUAUAGUUCUUGCUUGCAUUGUUUUUUAUAUUUACCGUCAUGUCUUGUCACUUUGCACACAAUAACAAUGGAAUAUGACUAUGAAGGUUUUCAUCUGCGGCCAUGGGAAGCAAGUCUGCUUUCUAGCUUUUUAGUAUGAAGAUUUUUAAGGUGGUCAGUUCUAGAGGGGACAGAAUACAUCUCUGUAACCCUAUGUACACCUUGUGUAUUAAAGGAUGUAAAUUCUUAAUAAACUUACUUUUUCUUACCAA
Messenger RNA from Xenopus laevis (African clawed frog), 4219 nucleotides. It is a transcript of the gene klhl23.L, whose product is annotated as kelch like family member 23 L homeolog. The coding region runs from base 1454 to 3130 and encodes 558 amino acids. Lineage: Eukaryota; Metazoa; Chordata; Amphibia; Anura; Pipidae. The transcript has 4 exons. The record is from RefSeq and is a predicted model, not a curated record.